CUUGCAGGAAAGGAUGAGCCCAGCAGUUACACUUGCACAACUUGCAAACAGCCAUUCAGUAGUGCAUGGUUUCUCCUCCAACAUGCCCAGAACACCCAUGGAUUCAGAAUUUAUUUGGAAACUGAGCACGGAAGUCCAUUAACCCCCCGGGUUGGUAUUCCUUCAGGACUUGGGGCAGACUGUGCCCCUCAACCUCCACUUCAUGGACUUCACAUAGCUGACAGUAGUCCUUUCAACCUACUGAGAAUGUCCGGGCCUGUUUCACGGGAAACUCCAGGGCUUGGAGAAGGACGCUUUCCCCCUACGCCUCCGUUGUUUAGUCCUCCACCUCGGCAUCACCUAGACCCGCAUCGAAUGGAUCGGUUGAGUGCUGAGGAGAUGGCAAUGGUCGCCGUACAUCACACCAGUGCCUUUGACAGGGUACUACGUCUUAACUCCAUGCCUAUUGAGCCACCAUCCAUGGAUUUCUCUAGGAGACUUAGAGAGUUGGCUGGCAACACUUCCACUCCUCCAUUGUCACCGAACCGUCCGAGUCCUAUGCAAAGGCUAUUGCAACCAUUCCAGUCGAGCAACAAAUCCCCAUUUGUCAGCACACCACCCCUCCCACCCCUCCAGCCCACAGCACCUCCUGCCCAGACUGUGCUCAAAUCUAAGUCUUGUGAAUUCUGUGGGAAAACAUUUAAGUUUCAGAGCAAUUUGAUAGUGCACCGUCGAAGCCACACCGGUGAGAAACCGUACAAGUGCCACCUUUGUGAUCAUGCCUGCACUCAGGCCAGCAAAUUAAAGAGACAUAUGAAAACACACUUGCACAAGUCCUCACCUAUGACAGUCAAGUCAGACGAUGGGCUUUCCACCGCAAGCUCUCCUGAACCGGGUACUAGUGACCUUGUUGGCAGUGCCAGCAGUGCCCUCAAAUCUGCAGUAGCCAAGUACAAGAGUGAAACAGAUACCAAUAUGAUUCCAGAAAAUGGAGAUGAAGAGGAGGAGGAGGAGGAAGAGGAAGAAGAGGAGGAGGAGGAGGAGGAAGAAGAGGAGGAACCCGAAAAUGAUAAUAGAUCUGAUUUUGCCUUUGGUGUCAAUCUAGAGAGUGGGCGUCACCAUGAGAAUAGUUCGAGACCUGUAGAGGAGAAGAGAUCUUUGCCUGAAGUGAUGCACAGCAUUACCAUGAAUACAAUGCAACAUUAUGGUGAGGCCUUUCACCAAGUUCUUGUUGAAAAACACAAGCGGACUCAUCACUCAUCUGAAACAGAAGUUCAAAGAGAUACUUAUGAUGAAGAUUCAGUCGCUGGUGAAUCUGAUCGCACAGAUGAUGGUACAGUCAAUGGUAGGGGUUCCUCUCCAGGUGAAUCAGCCUCUGGAGGCUUAUCCAAGAAGCCUAUUUUGGGAAGCCCGACUUCCCUUAGUCCUUUUUCCAAACGCAUAAAACUUGAGAAAGACUUUGACCUGCCAUCAGCACCUUUGGCUCCCACGGACAAUGUUUACUCCCAGUGGCUUGCUGGUUAUGCUGCCUCGCGACAGAUGAAAGACCCAUUCCUCAGCUUUGGAGACUCCAGACAAUCGCCUUUUGCAACUUCAUCUGAGCACUCUUCAGAAAAUGGAAGUUUACGCUUUUCCACUCCUCCAGGAGAAAUGGAUGGUGGGAUCUCAGGUCGGAGUGGCACAGGAAGUGGUGGAAGCACGCCCCAUAUCACUGGACCUGGUCCUGGACGGCCCAGCUCCAAAGAGGGCAAGCGAAGUGACACAUGUGAAUUUUGCGGCAAAAUCUUCAAGAACUGCAGCAAUCUCACAGUCCACCGGAGAAGUCACACAGGCGAGAGACCAUACAAAUGUGACCUGUGCAACUACGCCUGUGCCCAGAGUAGCAAGCUCACGCGACAUAUGAAAACGCACGGUCAGUUUUUCUCUCCUUCCUCUUCAUUUCCUGAAGGUAGUGACUCAUUGGGAUACAGAUCUACAAGUGCCUGCAGACCGGCUGUGCAUCAUCUCUGUGGCCAUUCCUCACAUGUGAGCCUAGACAUUGAGUGCUGUGGGAGCAUUACAGCUCAGCCAGAUCUUGGCCUCAUCCAGCCACCACUUAGACCACAUUAUGGUCGGGGUCAAUGGAUAAUGACCAAGUGUGGAAAUCCUGUGAGAAUUUCUCAUCUAUUCCCCUCCUGGUGAAUGAAGACCAAUCAUUGAAUCCCAUUUUAUCUCAGUUGAGACCAACUGAUUCCAUACAAAGCAAUGAUUGGAUUUGGUAUCUUCCAGGCCAUCCCUAACUGAGGAUAGUACCACGUUCUGUAUUUAUUCCCUGAAAAUGUUCGUCGGGAGUCAGGGUUUUGUUGAGGAGGUACUGUAACCUUUUCUAAUAGACUCAGCAAUCAUAUUAACAGAUGGGGAGAUGAAAGAAUAAUGAAUAGGAUUAGCAAUUUCAUGUGUUUUAAUGGAUGUGCUCAAUUUAUGUGAUGAAAUAUUUAUGCAGUAUCGCUUAGGAAAUCAUGUUAUCAUAAAGAAGAAUUGUAUGGACACGACUUAGUGAAUAUGAGAUAAUACAGUGUGGAGCUGGAGGAACAUGGCAGGCCAGGCAGCAUCAGAGGAGCAGGAAAGUUGACAUUUCGGGUCGGGACCCUUCUGUGAUCUAUUUAUGAUGCAAGUUGAUUAUUCAUGUAAAUUUGGACAAGGAAGCGCAAAUUGGAGGGAGUGUGGUUGAUUUAAAAAAAAAUGUUUUUAUUGUUUAUAAUAUCCCAUAUAUAUAGAGGUGUUGUAUUUAUUAUAGCAGAAGAGAAAGUGAAUUAUUUAUGAGGAUCUUAUUGAGAUAAAUAUUUCAGCUCUG
Rhincodon typus (whale shark) is the source of this 2812-nucleotide messenger RNA. Its product is annotated as B-cell lymphoma/leukemia 11A-like. Gene Ontology annotation, molecular function: RNA polymerase II cis-regulatory region sequence-specific DNA binding; DNA-binding transcription factor activity. The annotation marks the transcript as partial. The transcript has 2 exons. The record is from RefSeq and is a predicted model, not a curated record. Gene Ontology annotation, cellular component: nucleus. Lineage: Eukaryota; Metazoa; Chordata; Chondrichthyes; Orectolobiformes; Rhincodontidae. Gene Ontology annotation, biological process: regulation of transcription by RNA polymerase II; negative regulation of dendrite development.